UGUGCUGUGGCCUCAUGCCACAUACGAUUUCACUAUUUAGAAAAUUGCUUUCAACACACCUCAACCACCAAGAGAGGGAGAGACAAGGGGGAGAACACCCGGUUGCUCAGCGUUUGCUGAUGGCGGGAGAGAUGGCUGAAACUACAGUAGUGCGAGCGGCUUCAACCGAGGUGGACAGCCUGUUGCUGAGGAUGCUUCAACGGUCGCUUGGUGCCGAGACCGAUUCAAAGGUUUACGAGAAGAACCUCCACGACACCAUGGCAGAGUUCCCCGAGCUUAGGAAGCAGCGCAAGAUUGAUUACUAUCGGCGAGCUAUGGUAUUCAAGCUCAUGGACGAGAAGGACAACGCUAGGGAGCGGCGCAGGAAGGUUUUCGAGUAUUUCAACGGCGCUAUUUCUAGACAAAACAAGUUCCAGGCGGGAGAUAUCUACGAGGUCUCCCGAGAGCUGCUGAUGCUAGUAGACGAGUUUCGGGAGUUGCUGGAUCGGCUCUUCUCGUGGUGUGAUUUGUGUUUGCCGGGGAACGAGCAGGCGUUUGCGGAGUCGCACCGCCAGAAGAUUCAGAAGUUUCAGGUCCAGAUCGUCCAGGAGAUGAAGCGAUCGAACAGCGCUCGCUCUCAGGUCAACUCCCAAUUAUCCCUGAGAGUCGAAACGCUGCGGCACAUGUUUUCCACCAAGGAGGUGGCCGGGGGAAACCUCGAAGCGUGGGAAAAGGCUCACCACGACUUGCUUACGUCGCAGGAGUCGAACGCUUACUUGCAAAUGGGACGGAGUUGGGAGCAGAUCUUGGAGUCCCUGUUGCUCCUGUACAACUAUUGGAAGGUGAAUCUGAAGGACGAUAACAUCGUAUUCGGGGACGCGGGGAAGUCCACCGGCAACGAUUACUUUGCUUGACUUGAAUGAGGAUUAUCAGCUAUUUUGGUGCUUGUUCACGGCAACGCGUCCCGGAUGCAUGUCAAGGUGAAUCAAGCGGGUUCAAUCAUCCGCGCCGGAGUGUAGCACAGGGAGUAAACCUGUUGCUCGGAGGACGGAGGCGUCACAACUGCAGACUUGGCGUAGGACGGCCUGAUACUCUGCUACAUUGUCCCUCGGUAUUGUAGACACACCGUGUUUGGUUGUUCUGUUGUCGUGGCGUUCUUCGGUGUAAGUAAACGUGUGGCGCAUUCAUCCGUGUCCUGGUGUAACAUUUCUUGAGAGCACAGCUGCAGCUGAAAGAAGAGAGCAGCAAAGGUGCUACUAUAUGAAUGGGUCGGAAAACGGUUGUCUCAAGCAGCCGGACGGCCGUGUUGUGGCAGUUGUUAUUUAUGUGCACGGUCUCUGUGCCUCUCUUCUGCAUAUUUCCAUCGCGUCUAUGCUCAGCUUCGGUAUUAUUAGUAAAGGUUUUGCGAAGCGUUUUGUUUCUAACGACACGGGGAUAUUUUGCGCGGUCUCUAGAAUCUAGCAAGCUACCAUAGCCUUUGCCGCAGAGCAGGAGCGACAGGUUGUAUCAGUGGUGACUUUCGUGGAAAUCAUGUCCAAUGGUACAACGAGCGGUUACGCGGUGGCUUUUUUUUUUAGCGAUUUCUCCACGUCAACACCCUCCUCGUAUCCUGGCUCGUACGGAACCGGAAUCGGUGUGUGUGACUGUAGUUCGACUCCGGCUGUUGAUGGAUUGUUACAAGCAACGACUGGAGCAUGUUCUGCUAUAGACCUCUCGCCUCUUAUGUCAGACUCCAGUUGUGUGUUUUUCGAUUUCGGGCUAGUGUAGUAUCUGUUCUCUGCAUGAAUAGGCCCCAGCAGUUACUGACUCACACGCUUGAUGAGGUACCAUGUCACUGUGUGCAACUUGUGCUUUUUGAAUGAUAUCGGGCGGGGUCAACAGUUUCUUAUAUCAUAUUGUAGGGGCUCUGGAAUUUUCUAGAGAGCAUUCUUGAAACAAGUCCAUGGCUUAUGCUCUACUCGUGUGGGAUACCACGACGGUCUUGUCGUUUUAGGUCUUGACGGACGAACCCCACCCGACUUUUUUAGUUCAUUUCUUUUCAGUUUUUGUGGAACACGACUUUCCGUUUUUCUCCGUGACGCCGAAGAUUUUGUAUCGUUUUCAUAGUCGUUUGGUUGGAUGAAAGGGAGGUGGGUUGGUGUACUUGCAAUAGACACUGUGCCCUACAUGAAACCUCGACAGAGAAACGGGGUUCGGUUUCGGAACGAUAACCAAGCGAGGCGUUUGCCCUUCUGAUGAGAUGUUAAUGACGCUACGUGUACCAGACGAUACGGGCCUAAGACUGCGGCCCCGACCUCGGCGGCAGUCGGGACGUGCUAACAGGAGGCUUCCCCUAUUGGCUUUUUCG
This is a messenger RNA of Ectocarpus sp. CCAP 1310/34, 2326 nucleotides long. The record is from the annotation of a GenBank genome assembly. NCBI's taxonomy places the organism in Eukaryota, Phaeophyceae, Ectocarpales, Ectocarpaceae.